GACGUGCUUUUGGAUAUUCGCUACCUCUGGAUGGAAGUGGAGGACCUGCUCCAAUGGUCAGGUGAUCUCGUCGUCCUCGUUCUCAUACUCAUCAUCCUCCUCCUCCUCCUCCUCUAUCACUUCACUUACACACGCGAGUGA
Hydatigera taeniaeformis is the source of this 141-nucleotide messenger RNA. The record is from the annotation of a GenBank genome assembly. Lineage: Eukaryota; Metazoa; Platyhelminthes; Cestoda; Cyclophyllidea; Taeniidae.